AUGAACAGUCCAGGUAUAAACUGUUCUGUAUCAUUGACUCCUUGUGACGACAUAUUGCAAAUACCACCAUUAAAUACCGAUGUAAUUAAGAGUGUUAAUAUCGUGUCCAUGGAUUCAAAUGAUACUGAUGUGAGUAGUAAAACUACUGAAUUAAAACGAUCUGCAAGACUUUCCAAAAAACGUUCGUUACAAGAUAAUUCUGUCAUUAAAAUCACUGAUCGAUUAGAUAAUUCAAACGAGGCUGGGAAACAAUCCAAGAUUCUGAGAUCAAAUAAAACCAAAUCAGAAAUAUAUGUGACUCCCAAGAAUGGCUAUCAAAAAUGCAAUAAUCGAGAUUCGGUAAUGUCUACAGUAAACGCUUCGAGUGAACCCAGCAAUGUGUCGAAUGUUCAACCUUCUCUAAAUAUUGUUGUAGAUAACCGGAAAAAAAUGCAAGUAAAGAGUUUACCGAAAACCUUUAAAAAUAAAGAUUCUUUUAAACGUCCUAAUGUUACUCGUGUUAAAAACGAGUCAACAGUGUAUAAUGAAAACACUGCAGAGGAGGACGGGUUAGGAUCGAAACACGAAAAAAGCGAUGACUUAGUGAAGUCGACUCGGAAACGUGGUCGUCCGUCGCUGCAGAAAGAACUACAACUAUUUUCACGAGACGGCGCCGACAAAGUCAAUAAGUCUUGUGAAAACGAGGUCGACCGACAGAAAAACGGUAAGGGUUUUCCUGGACCCUUUGAAAAUUUACUCGACAUAUACGAAUCAGAUUCGACGACUCUAAACGAAGCCGAUCGUACACCGACGUCUGAGAGUAACAACUGCGACGAUGGACCGUCAAAGCCUAAAAGGAAACGGAUUGGAAUCGAUAAAUCGUCAACGACCAAUGUCGUCGAAAUCGUCGGUAAUGAUUCCUGUUUGUCGGUGGAUGAUGGUACGGAACCGAUUAAAGUUGUGGCCACGAAGACAUCUGAACACGACGAAGUUUUGCCUGACGCGGACGAACCGCAACCGUACGAAACGUUUGAUCGCCAAGUCACGCUGGUUUCUAAUCGUUUUAACGUCCCGCCCGAUACGCUCCGGAACAUAAUCGAAAAAGAGUCCGUCCCGGUGUUCCGCGAAAAGUACUCGGAUGUGGUUACUAUGUCCAUGGUUACGGUAUCGCCCGUCGUGUCGAUGACGGACAAGGGGAAACGCAAAUGGGGUUGGAACUCGGACGGCGCUGCAAGUGUCCAGUACAAGAUCGAACCAAUCAGGGAGAGCGUGGCCUACGAAAAAACCAACUUGAAGGACACGAUGGAAGAAAUUUCGAAAUCAAUGCCGUCGUGGAGCUUGAGCGUCGUCGCCGAUCCACCGAGAUACGUCAUCUCACACAUGUCCAUCGAAACGUACGGCACUCCAUUCGCAGACAAGGCUGUGGUGCUGGAUAGACACUUUAGAGCUUCCGUUUACAUUGAUCAGCGUUUGGAAUAUAAAUAUUGCAAACGUUAUACAACAGCGCCCGAGAUCGUCAAUCUAAUCAAACAGUUGGAUGCUAUACAGUAG
Messenger RNA from Macrosiphum euphorbiae (potato aphid), 1530 nucleotides. The record is from the annotation of a GenBank genome assembly. NCBI's taxonomy places the organism in Eukaryota, Metazoa, Arthropoda, Insecta, Hemiptera, Aphididae.